AUGCCGGCUCCGCCGCGGGCGCCCGGGGGCGCCCCCGGCCGCGCGGCGGCGGCGGCCGGGCGCGCGCGCGGGCGCGCGCGCGCGGCGGGGCGGCCGGCUCUGCGCCGGCCCGCGCGGGGGGCGCUGCUGCUCGCGGGCGCGGCGGCGGCGGGCCGCCCCGCGUGGCCGGGGCCGCGCGGCGCCGCGCGGGCCUUCGGGGGCCGCGCGUCGGGGGAGGCCCAGGCCUCCGCCGCGGCGAGCCCCGAGGCCCAGGGCGAGCUGUCGGCGGGUGCCCAGCGGGCCCUCAAGAUUGCGACGGAGGCCAUCGAAGAAGGACAUACUCGCCGCGGGCUGCGCCGCGGGCGCCGGGCGCCGUGCCGACGGCGUGGUGCGCGCGGCGCACGAGGCGACACUGGUUGGCGGCAGGCGCAGCAGCUUGGAGGCGUCGUGCACCAUGCUGAAGGAGAGGCUGCCGGCCACGCGGUGGAGAAGGCUUCCGAGCGAGUCGCCUUCGCUGCGGGCUUCCUGUGCUGUGCGUCCGAGGUGGCCGCCGAGCGCAUCUGGGCCGCGCGGCUUCCGCUCGCCCGCGCAGUGGCCGGGCAGGGCGCCACCGUGAGCGCAGCAGUGCCGCGGAUCUGAGGCGGUCGGACUCGUUCCGCCGAUCCCCAGGGGAGGCGUUGACCGUUGAGUGUGGCACGUGUUCGCCAAUUCGUGCCGAGGCCUGUGGCACGCCCCAAAGUGCCGGGGGGGGCACGGCGGCGGAGUUGAGCGCCGUGGUGCCUGCAGAGCGGGCAGCACCUGCCUCGUGUCGGUCUACGGGCUCCCUGACCGCAGCGCGGGCCACGCAGUCUUGGCACGUCACGCGGGCGCCUCUGCUCGACGUGUAGACUGUGAGGCAGGGUUGCGGUUGCGGAGAUCUGCAAUGAGCCGUGCUCGGUUGGCUGCCGCGCAGGUGGCUCACGGGCCCUUCUUGCGCCGAGAGCUGUCAUGCGCAGCGUGAGCUGUCUUACACUCGUGCCCGUUGUCUGACGCGAGUGCGAACACAC
Molecule: messenger RNA, 1025 nt
Organism: Prorocentrum cordatum
Lineage: Eukaryota; Dinophyceae; Prorocentrales; Prorocentraceae
Source: the annotation of a GenBank genome assembly